Dama dama (fallow deer) is the source of this 1357-nucleotide messenger RNA. Its product is annotated as tripartite motif-containing protein 6-like. The coding region runs from base 2 to 1357 and encodes 451 amino acids. Gene Ontology annotation, molecular function: zinc ion binding. NCBI's taxonomy places the organism in Eukaryota, Metazoa, Chordata, Mammalia, Artiodactyla, Cervidae. The transcript has a single exon. The record is from RefSeq and is a predicted model, not a curated record.
UAUGACCAACCUAGACAGCAUAUUAAAAAGCAGAGACAGCCCCGAGCCUCUCUGCCUCGGUGGUGGCGGCAGCAGCUGUAAAGCCUCGGCUCUGAUCCAAGUCACAGAUUCCAGGAUUCUAAACGCUGGAAGCACCUUAGAAGUCAGGGCUGGCCAGGCAGAGGCCAGGAAAGUGGCUACAAUGACUUCAGCAGUCCUGGUGGACAUCCAAGAUGAAGUGACCUGCCCCAUCUGCCUGGAGUUCCUGACCGAACCCCUGAGCAUAGACUGUGGACACAACUUCUGCCAAGCCUGCAUCACUGCACACAACAAGGAGUCCGUGCCUGGCCAAGAAGGGCAGAGCAGGUGUCCCGUGUGCCAGACCAGCUACUGGCUUGGGAACCUGCGGCCCAAUCAGCACCUGGCCAACAUAGCCGAGAGGCUCAGGGAGGUGGUGUUGGGCUCAGGGAAGCAGCUGAAGGUGAUUCUUUGUGCACACCAUGGAGAGAAACUCCAGCUUUUCUGUGAGGAGGAUCGGAAGCUCAUUUGUUGGCUUUGCGAGCGGUCUCAGGAGCACCGUGGUCACCACACAUUCCUCAUGGAGGAGAUAGCCCAGGAGUACCAGGAGAAGUUCCAGGAGUCUCUGAAGAAGCUGAGGCAAGAGCAGCAGGAAGCUGAGAAAUUAACAGCUGUUAUCAGAGAGAAGAGGACAUCCUGGAAGAAUCAGAUGGAACCUGAGAGACACAGGAUCCAGAAACAGUUUGAUCAGUUGAGGAGCAUCCUGGACAAAGAGGAGCAGCGACAGCUGAAGAAGCUGGAGGAGGAGGAGAGGAGGGGGCUGAACAUGAUAGCAGAAGCUGAGGUCGAGCUGGUCCAGCAGAGCCAGUCCCUGAGAGAGCUCAUCUCAGACCUGGAGCGCCGUUCUGAGGGGUCAGCAACAGAGCUCCUGCAGGAUGUGAGUGAUGUUGCGAAAAGGAGUGAGUUCUGGACCCUGAAGAAGCCAGAGGCUCUCCCCACCAAGCUGAAGAGUAUGUUUCGAGCUCCAGAUCUGAAAAAGAUGCUGCGAGUGUUUAGAGAGCUGACAGAUGUCCAGAGCUACUGGGUGGACGUGACCCUGAAUCCACACACGGCUAAUUUAAAUCUUGUCCUGUCUAAGAACCGGAGGCAGAUAGCAAUGAUAAUGGGCUUCCCAAGUGGCUCAAGAGGUGAAGAAUCUGCCUGCCAUGCAGAUGACCUGGGUUUGAUCCCUCGGUCAGGAAGAUCCCCUGGAGAAGGGAAUGGCUACCCACUCUUAAUAUUCUUACCGGGAGAAUCCUGUGGACUGGCUGGCUAUACAGUCCAUGGGGUCACAGCAUCAGACAUGUCUGAAGCGACUUAA